Fusarium graminearum PH-1 is the source of this 712-nucleotide messenger RNA. RefSeq lists its product as uncharacterized. The coding region runs from base 277 to 663 and encodes 128 amino acids. Lineage: Eukaryota; Fungi; Ascomycota; Sordariomycetes; Hypocreales; Nectriaceae. The record is from RefSeq and is a predicted model, not a curated record. The transcript has 2 exons.
GUUCAUCGAAACACCGUUCUCAAUUUUUCAUGGAAUGACAGCACAACAAACGCACCGGGAAUUACCCUUGCUGCUGGUAUACCCGUACUUGCUACCGCUGGAAUAACCGUCAAGGCAAGCCUGCAAACUGCCUUUAUGCAAACUGUUGAAAACCAUGAGUCAUAUGAUCGACUUGACACGUAUACCGUCCAGCCAACAGCGAGUUAUAUCGAAGAUUGUCUAGAUCAGAAAGAGCUGAAAGCCUAUGUGAAAGGCAAACCAUUCUGGUCCAUGUUCAUGGUUACAGGCAUCAAGGUUGCCCGCACAGGGAUAAGAGAAAUGAGAGAAGAAAACGCUUUAGUUGUUGACGUUGGCCCACAACUGGACGCUUUUGGUCUUGCUAGUUUAACAGCUACUACAAAUAUCAAGCGGGCUACUUCAAAAAGCGCUUCUGGGAAUUACACGAGGGAUUUUAUCUGGGCUAUUCGACUUGCCAAAGUGCACAAGGGGCUUUUGGUGAGGGAUUGGUCUGUUGCCGCAUAUACCAGGCGAGCAACAUUUGACGACAAGGAGGGUGAUGCAGAUGUUGAGAGUGCUCUGCAAGGUGAAGGAAUGGGCGAGUUUCAUAUUAUUGAUGACAAUGAGCUGGACGAGGCUAUCGUGCUGGACGAACAGUUUAUCUAAAGGCCACUACAGCAUCGCCAUAUACCAAUGACUAUAGAUUUGGCGUCUC